This is a messenger RNA of Lotus japonicus, 2850 nucleotides long. Its product is annotated as serine/threonine-protein kinase STY17. The transcript is spliced from 14 exons. NCBI's taxonomy places the organism in Eukaryota, Viridiplantae, Streptophyta, Magnoliopsida, Fabales, Fabaceae. The coding region runs from base 156 to 2348 and encodes 730 amino acids. Gene Ontology annotation, molecular function: ATP binding; protein kinase activity. Gene Ontology annotation, biological process: regulation of DNA-templated transcription; protein phosphorylation. The record is from RefSeq and is a predicted model, not a curated record.
CUGCGUUAACUUUAUCUGGUUAUGGAGUGGAGUCGAUUAUUUUUGUUGAAGAAAAGGUUGCACUACACAAUGGAAGUUCAUGGCCAGAUUCUCUUCUUUCAUUCUUGAAAACUUGAUCGAGUUUCACCUUCUGGGUCAUCGUGAAAUCUCCAAAAAUGGGUACCCCAGAAGCAGAGGAAGAGCUUGUCAAGAAGAUAGAACGUUUAGAAGCUGGUCACGUUCACCUCAAGCAAGAAAUGUCCAAGCUCAAGCUCUCUCAACGCCGCAGGUCUCACUCCGUCUCACCGCAGCGUUCACGCCUCGCUGGUGGUGGCGGUGCUGCUAACAAAGCUCCUUCUUCUCCUCUGCAGAGAGAGAGUCGCGGUGGUGGUGGUGGUGGUCAAAAUGGUGGCAAGUAUCUCAAUAUCUUGCAGUCAAUGGGUCACUCUGUUCAUAUACUUGAUCUUCAAUGUCGUAUCGUGUACUGGAACCCUAGUGCUGAGAAUCUGUAUGGUUAUGCAGCAGCUGAAGUUCUUGGCCAUGAUGGGAUUGAGGUGGUGGUAGACCCUAGAGAAAUUGCAUUAGCUAAUGAUAUAUUCAACCGUGUGAAAAUGGGAGAGAGUUGGACUGGUAAAUUCCCUGUGAAGAAUAAGAUGGGGGAGAGUUUCAUUGCUGUGGCAACUAAUACACCUUUCUAUGAUGAUCAUGGAAGCUUGGUUGGUGUUAUUUGUGUCUCAAGUGAUUCAAGACCCUUUCUUGAAACAAGAGUUCCCUUGUCAGGAGGGAAGAAUGCAGCACCAGAUUUAGGUUCCAACUUUCCUAGAAGUGGGAGUACAAGUAAACUAGUCCUUGACUCUCAGCAGCCACUUCAAGUUUCUCUAGCAUCAAAAAUUUCAAAUUUGGCAUCGAAGGUGAGUAACAAAGUUAAGUCUAGGAUGCGGACUCGAGAUAAUAAUGUUGAUGGAGGAGAAGGUGGGAGUGGAGAAAGUCAAUAUUCUGAGCAUAAUGUUCCUUCUGACCAGAGAGAGGAUGUGAAUUCCAGUGGAGCUAGCACACCCAGAGAAGGGGUGCCACAGUCUCCUUUUGGUGUAUUUUCUCAAGUUGAGGAGAAAUCCCAAGGAAAAAACUUGAGGGACUCUGUUGAUGAGAAUGAAGGAAAACCUAUUCGCAAGAUCAUAACUUCUAAGGCUGAAGCAUGGAUUCAAAAGAGAACAAUGUCAUGGCCAUGGAGAGGAGAUGAUCGGGAAGAAUCCGAGGGAAAGAAUGUCGGCGUUGCUUGGCCUGGGUCACAGGGUGAUCAAGAAAAAGAGACAGUUAACCAGAGAAACUUAUCUGUCAGGUUGAAGCCAGAAAGCCAGGCAGUUGAAAGUAAUCAACCUGUUAAUAAUGAGGCUUCAGGAUCCUGGUCCUCCUUCAAUGUUAAUAGCACAAGCAGUACCAGCAGCUGUGGGAGUGGCAGCAGUUCUGCUGCCAAUAAUAAGGUGGACAUUGACACUGAUAGCUUGGAUUAUGAAAUUUUGUGGGAUGACUUGACAGUGGGAGAACAAAUUGGGCAAGGUUCUUGUGGAACUGUGUAUCAUGCUCUGUGGUAUGGAUCAGAUGUUGCCGUCAAGGUUUUCUCAAAGCAAGAGUACACAGAUGAUGUGAUACUGUCCUUCAGACAAGAGGUAUCUGUCAUGAAAAAACUUCGCCAUCCAAAUAUCCUUCUCUUUAUGGGGGCAGUGACUUCACCUCAACGUCUAUGCAUUGUAACAGAGUUUCUCCCACGUGGAAGCUUGUUCCGUUUGCUCCAGAGGAAUACUUCUAAAUUUGACUGGAGACGGCGAGUUCUUAUGGCCUUAGAUAUUGCUCGAGGUGUAAAUUAUCUUCAUCAUUGUCACCCACCUAUUGUCCAUCGAGACUUGAAGUCUUCAAAUCUUCUAGUUGAUAAGAACUGGACUGUCAAGGUUGGUGAUUUUGGUCUUUCACGUCUUAAGCAUGAGACGUAUCUCACAACUCGGACAGGAAAGGGCACGCCUCAAUGGAUGGCGCCUGAAGUUCUUCGUAACGAACCCUCUGAUGAGAAGUCUGACGUUUACAGCUUUGGGGUGAUAUUGUGGGAACUUGCGACUGAAAAGAUCCCUUGGGAUACUCUCAACACAAUGCAGGUUAUUGGAGCUGUUGGUUUUAUGAACAAUCGGCUAGAAAUUCCAGAAGAUGUUGAUCCACAGUGGGCUUCUAUAAUAGAGGGUUGCUGGCAAAGCGAUCCAGCUUGCCGACCAAGUUUCCGGGAACUGUUAGAUAGGCUUAGAGAACUGCAGAGACGGUACGCCAUUCAGUUCCAGGCAGCCAGAUCUAAUGGUGGGGAAGGCGCCCAAAAGGAUUCAUAGCCACUCUCUUAGAUUGUUUCUUUUGGUCACUCAAAGCUUGAUGCUUAAUGAUUCUUUUGCAUACAUUUACAAAACCCGCCUGAUGAGUAAAUGAGUUGGUACUAUCAGGCUGGUGCUGGAUUCCUCGCGACAUUACCAGUUGAAUUCUUGUUCAUCAACGUCUUCUCAGGUAUCAUACAUCAUACAAGAGAAUGACAGAAAAAAAGGGGCUGGAGGUAGAGAAUGAAAACAAGUAGGAAAAGGGUUUCCAAACUAUUUGUCAUUUUGAUUUUAUGUUUCCUCAAUAGCUCUGUUGUAAUUUUAUAUGGAAGAUGGCCUGUACAGCAGGUAGGAAGGGGGGGGGGGGGCAGAAGAGCUUUCAUUUUGCUACAAAAGAGCUUUGAAAGUUCAUAUAGUUUGAGAUAGUUAGAUAAACUUGUUAUAAAGUACUUUCAGAAAAAGUAAAGUUGAAAUUAUGUUGUAAGUAUUUAGUCUUAAUAAUAGCUUGCUAAGUUGAAAUCAA